Molecule: messenger RNA, 1923 nt
Organism: Ceratotherium simum simum (southern white rhinoceros)
Lineage: Eukaryota; Metazoa; Chordata; Mammalia; Perissodactyla; Rhinocerotidae
Product: cationic amino acid transporter 4-like
Biological process (GO): transmembrane transport; amino acid transport
Cellular component (GO): plasma membrane
Molecular function (GO): amino acid transmembrane transporter activity
Source: RefSeq, a predicted model, not a curated record
AUGCUGGUGGCUGGCUUGGUGCUCCUCUCGGCUGCCCAGCAUGGCCCCCGGGGGCUUCCCAGCACCUCCAGCCUGGCGAGUUUCUGCCAGAAGCUGAACCAGAUGAAGACACUGAAGGAGUCCACCAGGGAGACAUCACUGCUGUGCUACCUGACCAUGCUGGACCUGACCCUGCAGGGUGUGGGUGGUAUGACGGGUUUUGGCCUGUACAUGCUCACAGGCACCAUGGCCAAGGAGAUGGCCGGCCGUGUGGUGCUUGUGUCCUUCAGCGUGGCUGCUGCUGUCUCCUUGCUGGCAGAACUAUGCCAUGCAGAGUUCGGGUCACGUGUGCCCACCACGGGCUCUGCCUACCUGUUCACUUACAUGUCCAUGGGCGAGUUGUGGGCCUUCCUUGUUGGCUGGAACAUGCUCCUCUGUUGCCUCAUUGGUGGCACCGCCGUGGCUCACACCUGGUGUGGCUACCUGGACACCAUCUUCAUCUACCGUAUCUGCAGCUUCACUGUGGCCCAUGUAGGCAUCUGGCAGGUGCCCCUCCUGGCACACUACCCAGACUUCUUGGCAGCUUCCAUUCUACUUUUGACCUCUCCUCCUCUCUUUGACUUCAUCUCCUGCAGAGUCCUCAUCUCCUCCAGAGUCUGCAUCUCUUGCUGGCUCAAUCACACCUUCUCUGCCAUCAGCACGCUCAUCAUCCUCUUCAUCAUCAUCAUGGGGUUUGUCCUGGCCCGCCCACACAACUGGAGUGCUGAGGAGGGCGGCUUUGCACCCUUCGGCUUCUCUGGCAUCACGGCCAGUGCUGCCACCUGUUUCUAUGCCUUUUUGGGCUUUAGUGUUAUUACCUCUGGUGAGGCCCAGAACCCAAAGCGAGCAGUACCUAUGGCCAUCGUCAUCUCCCUUGGCCUGGUGGCUGCUGCCUAUGUCCUCGCCUCCAGUGUGUUCACCCUCAUGGUGCCCUGGCACAGCCUGGACCCUAACUGGGCAGUCGCUGAUGUCUUCUACCAGCGGGGCCAUAGCUGGGCGGGCUUCAUCGUGGUGGCUGGCUCCAUCUGUGCCACGACCACUGUCCUGAUUAGCAACCUACUUUACCUGCCACACAUCAUCUAUGGCAUGGCCACCGAUGGGCUCUUUUUCCAGGUGUUUGCCCACGUGCACCCACAGACGCAGGUGUCUGUGGUGGGCAUCCUGGUGUUCGGGGUCCUCAUGGCUUUCCUGGCUCUGCUGCUGGACUUCAGGGCACUGGUCCAGUUCCUGUCCUUUGGUGCACUGCUGGCCUACAUCUUCACAGUCACCAGUAUUAUCAUGCUACGCUUCCAAAAGGCCCCUCCAUCCAGUUCCCAGAGCCCAGUCAGCCCUGUGGGCACAGAGCUGGCCUCAGCCCCUGAACCCAGGCAGCUGCGACCAGCCCUGAGGCCCUACCUUGGCUUCCUGGGUGGGGGCAGGCCUGGAGCUGCCGUGGCUUGGGCACUUGGGUCCUCGGCCAUCACUCUGGACUGCGUGCUGGUCUUCGGGGACUCGGCCCUGCACCUCCCACUCUGGGGCUACACCCUGCUGCUGCUGCUCAGCUCCGUCAUGUUUCUGCUCAGUCUCCUCGUCCUGGGGGCCCACCAGCAACAGCGACUGCAGGACACCUUCCAGGUUCCCAUGGUGCCCCUGACUCCAGCCCUGAGCAUCCUCCUCAACAUCUUCCUCAUGCUGCAGCUGAGCCACCUGACCUGGCUGAGUUUCUCCAUCUGGCUACUGAUUGGAUUUGCAGCGUAUUUUGGCUACAGCAUCCGGCACAGCAAGGAGAACCAGUGGGAGCGGCUGGGGUUGGCUGCCCCACGUGGCAGCAGGGAGGAGACAGCACAGGCCCUGCAGACCCCCAGCCAGACACUGGCCCAGGAGCCCAGCUACAUGGAGUAGCCUACAAGUCCAUGAGGACCACUU